Molecule: messenger RNA, 4501 nt
Organism: Micropterus salmoides (largemouth bass)
Lineage: Eukaryota; Metazoa; Chordata; Actinopteri; Centrarchiformes; Centrarchidae
Gene: rab11fip4a
Product: RAB11 family interacting protein 4 (class II) a
Exons: 15
Coding region: 72-1874 (600 amino acids)
Biological process (GO): endocytic recycling; regulation of cytokinesis
Cellular component (GO): midbody; cleavage furrow; endocytic vesicle
Molecular function (GO): calcium ion binding
Source: RefSeq, a predicted model, not a curated record
AGCGUCAAACCGAUUCUUUAACAGUUCAUUUGAUUGGUAAAAAAAAAAAUACCGACGAAGCCAACUGUACGAUGGACGGACGUGCUUUUCCCGACCAAGAGCAGCUCCUGCAGUUUCUGAGGAGGCUGAAGGAGGUUUUCGACGUAUGUGACGAGGAUGCUGACGGCUUCAUCCGGGUGGAGCACUUGAUGGACCUCGGUCUUCAGUUCGGUCAAGGAGACGAGGUGAAGAAGUUGACCAGGUACCUUGAUCCUAACGCUCAUGGGAAGAUCAACUUCAAAGACUUUUGCCACGGAGUGUUCGCCAUCAAAGGUUGUGAGGAGAUACUGAAGAUGGCUGUGGGACCUCGCAGUGUUACCUCCAACCAGCAGUCUGUUACUGACAAUGGUUACGUUUACCAGAACGGCGAGGCCAAGCUGGGCCCUCCCAUUAUCAUGUGUUCGCGGGCCUACCCAGAAUGCAGUGCGUAUGGUGAGGGUUGUGGUGCUGACGGGGAGUGUGACAUGGACAGCAGCGCUGAAAACGGCAACAGCUCGGACUCUCUGGACCCAAGACGGCAAGACAGCCACCUGAUUGGCUCUGCGUCUGUCAUCUCCGGGGAGGAGCAGUUUGAGGACUAUGGUGAGGGGGAGGAUGUGGAUUUUACCCCCAGCAGUCCUUGCCCUGAAGAUGACACCCGAACAAAUGGCUUCUCAGACCUGGGAUCUUCCCUUCCCUCCAGUGCUGGGCAGACACCUCAGAAGAUGCGGCAGCUGUAUAACAGUGAGCUGCUGGACAUCUACUGUUCUCAGUGCUGCAAGAAAGUGAAUCUCCUCAAUGACCUGGAGGCUCGACUUCGAAACCUUAAGGCCAACAGCCCUAAUAGAAAGAUUACCAGCACAGCAUUUGGACGUCAGCUUUUCCAGGCCAACCACAGUGUGUUUGGGUCCAGUCAGGGCAGCAGCACCGAGGAUCUGUUCACAGACAGCAUUGACUCCUGUGACCUCGACAUCACAGAGAAAGUCACUUAUCUGGAGAAGAAGGUGACAGAGUUGGAAAGCGACAGUCUGGCUAACGGUGACCUGAAGUCUAAACUCAAACAGGAGAAUACACACCUUGUACACAGGGUGCAUGAGCUGGAGGAGCAGGUGAAGGAUGCAGAGGCGAGGGCAGAGCAGAGUCUGGAGGAGGAGACCAAGCGGCACCGUGAGGCAUACAGCAAGAUGGAGAGGGACAGAAACCAAGAGAUAGACCUGCUCUGUAACAGGGUACAACAGUUAGAGGAAGAGAAUGGAGAGAUGAAGUUAAAUGUGUGCAGACUGAAGUCUCAGACUGAGAAGCUGGACCAGGAGAAGCAGAAGAUGACUGAUAAGCUGGAGGACACGAGCCUGAGGCUUAAAGAUGAGAUGGACCUCUAUAGGAAAAUAAUGGACAAGCUCUGGCAAAACCGCCACGACUUUCAGAAGGAAAAAGAGGCCAUGCAGGAGUUGAUUGAUGAUCUCCGCCGGGAGCUGGAGUAUCUGCAGUAUUUUAAGCUGGAGAUGGAGCAUCCAGGAAAGGGCAAGGGGCUGUCGGAGUACAACGCCAGGACCAGAGAGAUCGAAAUGGAACAUGAAGUCAAGAGACUGAAACAGGAGAACCAUAAGCUACGGGAUCAAAACGACGACCUGAACGCUCAGAUUCUCAGUCUGAGUUUGUACGAGGCUAAGAACCUGUUUGCCUGUCAAACCAAGGCCCAGUGCCUGGCAGCUGAGAUUGACAACGCAUCCAGAGAUGAGCUGGUCGAUGCUUUGAAGGAGCAGGAGGAGAUCAACCUGCGUCUGAGGCAAUACAUGGACAAAAUCAUUCUGGCCAUUCUUGACCAUAACCCCUCCAUCCUGGAGAUCAAGAAUUAAAUGGCACACACGCGCAAACCUUUAAAUUACUGUAGUUGUUGGGAUCUUCCAUUACCUAACAACUGACUUAGCUUGUACUUUUUUUUUUUUUUUUUAAAGUUAUAAUCCUAUUGCUGAAAAAAAUGCCAACCAUGAAUAAUAUCAAAAAGGGGUUUUUGAUUAUUUUAAGGAUUGUAACUUUAAUCUGGAGCCCAAAUUAUGAAUGUCCUAAAUGUUCUCACCACUCAUGACUCAAACUGUGGCUCACAGAUGUACAUUCUCUGGCGCACACACAUACGCACACACCCCCACAUCAGAAAAUCUUCGUUCACUAGAACCAAACCAGCCAAUCACUGUAGAACAACUGUGCCAUGAUUAAUCUAUCAACAGUGUUUUAUAAUUGUAUAUGUGAAACUACUGGAAAAUAUUUGGGAAUGCACGAAGCAGUAUUUUGAUCUUUUAGGCACAGUACCAAUUGUUCAAUACAGUGCUCUACAAUUAUUGAUUUAUAACUGGGCUGUCACUCACUGAGGAUUCAGACUAAAACAGAGGCUAGAUUUAAGGAGUGUGGGACAUAAAACAAUUAGCGAUUUAAAUGUCCAUGCCAGUGUUUUGCAUGUUUUCUACUGUCCAUUUGCCAAAGCAGUGUCCGUUUCACAUUUUGUGAUUUUACCAUCUCACAUGAAACCAUGAGUUUCCUUCACUUCAUGGUGGUAUGAAAAUCAAUUCACCGAGACUUGAAAGUCUUUAUCAUUGUCAAAAUCUGAAUAUUGUGUGGCAAUGCAGAGUAGAUUUUUCGAACCAUUAUGCAUUUAUAAAUGCAAGUUGACUUUCAUACUGUAUGGGAAUGAGUGGAAGCAUCAAAGGAACACUUAAAGGAAUGUUCAAAAUGUGGGGAAUUGGAUUAUUUCUCAUAUCUUUAAGUACGUAGAAGGUGGUUAGCUUAACAGAAAGACUGAAAGUAGGGGGAAAUGGCUAGCUGUAAAAUAACAAGUUGUAGUUUUUAAGGGACUCAUGGUUUGGAACUUUUUCUUGAUAAGUUUGUCCCUCCGCACAGAACUAUUAAAAAUCUGAAACGAAAGAUCUGUAAAAUGGUCAAAUAAAAAGUAAAGUAUUUGUAUAAAUGUAGUAGAUGGAUGUAUAAACACUGACACUGGCCUUUUUAAGUGACACACUCAAGUUCUCUGUUUUUAGCUUCUAAACCUUUAAUUUGGCUGUCUCAGUACAACUGAAUGUCUAUAUUUUUAGUAGCUAUGUCAUUGAGCCUGUGAGGUGCAAGUUAGUGCUGUGUUAAACCAGUAUGGGUUUCUGAAGACCACUUAUGAUAAGGGUAUUUAAAGGUGCCAAGAGCCAGUAUUAUGUGCCAAAUCCUAACAUGUUUACUUUUUCACUCACUCAAAGGCACUCUGUAGAGAUUUUGACCAAUACAGUAGUAGUGCUGUGGAGCAGUGUUGUUUUGUAUUGUACAUGCACGUGGCCAACACGACGUAUAUGCUGCUGUUGGUUUGACACUAUUACGCUGAUCAACAGUUGGUGUUGGUAAUUAAACGCAGGGAACAAAGGCAGUGACGAAGACUGCAAGUUAGCAAACAUGGAUGUAAGCUAUGGAGGACAAAAUCAGCUUUGUAAAAGGGGAAGAAAAUGCACUUAAUGUUUUAUUAGACCUGAAGGGGAUGUUCUUUUUGGUGUGUAACACUAACCAAACUUUGUUAGAAGAAAACUCUACAGGCCACCCAAGUACAGUUCGUUCAGUUACUUAGCCUAUUACAAACAAAAUGUCAGAAAUCCGAUAUUGAUAUGUAUUAAUUAGGAUUGGUUCCAAAUAUUGAGAAAAAUUUCAUACUUUAACUUUCUAGCGCUCUUCAGGGGGAAAAAAACUUAAUAAGCAACCUACUGAUUUCAAACGGAAACGCAGUUGAUUUCUGCUUUUGGUGUGAAAGGGAACCACUUUAUUCUACCAAUGUUGUAAAUUAGUCUCACUUUAAAUAAUUGAACCUCAAUAUAUAACCUAAAUAUUUUUUCACAGAUCCUUACACCCAACUAGAUAAUCUAGCCAAACACACUAAAAAUGUGUCACAGUGAGGAGAGCAGUAUUAUAGUGAGCACUAUAUUAAGUUACAAAUGAAAGUUUUGCUCCAUUGCACAAAUUGUUUACCUGGUCAUUCUUUUUCAUAGAUUAUUUGCUUGUUCUUUCACAGGUUCUGUGCAUUUGCAUAAAAGCUAUGAGACCAUAUUUAAGCAGACAAGCUGUGAUUGUCAGUUGUUGCCAUUGAGCUUUUUUAUAUAUUGACAUUCUUACUUUGACACAGUAUUUGUGAUUACAUAAAUUGUAAAUGUUGUACAGAAUGUAGUUACUAUUUAUGUGCAAGUCAUUCUGCUUAUUAAAAAGUCUCAGUUUUGACACAAAGAAAUGUGUUGUAGAUUAUCAUAUAAACUCAAAUAUAUAUUCUAGCACACUUAAAAGUGUCUUAGCCAAAGUAUUUACCUGUAAUAAUUAUAUUAAACAUGAUGGAAAAAAAUAGUCUGUCACAACUUAGACAUGUUCACUUCGAUUUAUUUUACAUGUGUAUCUCACUUGGAAUUAUGGGUGACUGUUAUUCAAGCUAGAUGUGUAAAUAAAAUCCAUUCACUUUGGCAUGACAAAGUCA